This is a messenger RNA of Amblyraja radiata (thorny skate), 11222 nucleotides long. It is a transcript of the gene col7a1, whose product is annotated as collagen, type VII, alpha 1. NCBI's taxonomy places the organism in Eukaryota, Metazoa, Chordata, Chondrichthyes, Rajiformes, Rajidae. Gene Ontology annotation, molecular function: serine-type endopeptidase inhibitor activity; protein binding. Gene Ontology annotation, cellular component: extracellular matrix. The record is from RefSeq and is a predicted model, not a curated record. Bases 335 to 10033 code for a protein of 3232 amino acids. The transcript is spliced from 126 exons.
AAGGCAGGACUCUAAGCAAGGAAAAAAAACGCCGCCUGUCCGAGUAGAAACAACAUAAUAUGCAAUCACAGUUUAAAAAAAAAUCUCCACAGGGUGAUAGAGUUUGUGGGGCGGUCGGAGGGGUUACGCUGCCUGCUCGGGAGUUUCAUCUCGCCAAAGUAACUCGUGUGAACCUUAGUACGUUUGGCUAGUUUACUUGUUGGACACUCAUGGAUUUGAACCGAAGUCGUUAGCUUUGUAACCUCGGGAGUUAUUGCAAAAGCAGAUCAUCGCUACAAAAAGCAAGUCAGGGGUCAGGCAGUCUAGCUCCAUCUGCAUUUACAUAGCGCCUUUCAUGACAUUGGGAAGGAAUAAGACAAUGGCAACAUCUCUCUUGUUGCUUGGAACCAUCCAGGCUUUGUUCCUCACCAGCUCACUGGGACAAGCACAGAAAGCAAUUUGCAAAAACGUCCACGCAGCUGAUAUUGUCUACCUCGUAGAUGGCUCCUCAAGCAUCGGGAGGGUCAAGUUUGAACAAGUCAAGAGCUUUAUCGAAGCAACCAUUCAACCAUUUGCAAAUGUGAUUGGUCAAAGUGCAGUAAGAAUCGGGCUUAUCCAGUACAGUGAUGAUCCCAGGAUUGAGUUCUCAUUUCAAGAUCACAGCACAGGAUUCCAAACACUGAAUGCAGUCCGUAAUCUGAGUUACAAAAGCGGCAACACAAGGACAGGGGCUGGGCUGAAGUACGUCGCUGACAACUUCUUUGGAUCUCCCAAACUGAGGCGCAAUGUUCCCAAGAUCACUAUCCUGAUAACCGAUGGAAAGUCUCAAGAUAACGUGAACCAACCAGCCUUGAAGUUACGGAACCAAGAUGUGAAGUUGUUUGCAGUCGGGAUCAAGAAUGCAGAUAAGCAGGAACUCGAUGAUAUCACCUCAACACCUACCGAGGAUUACUCGUUCUUUGUGAAUGACUUCAAAAUCCUACGGACUCUGACACCGCUGAUUUCCAAGAGGGUUUGCUCCACCACUGGCGGUACCCUGGAAGAACUGAGGACUAGCCAAGUACCUGGUGGUCCCACAAAUUUAAUCUUCAGCGAAAAGGGCUUUGAGUCGAUGCGGAUUCGCUGGACUGCGGCAGUGGGGCCUGUGACUGGCUACAAAGUUCAGUACACUCCUCUCAAUGCAUUGGGCUUUCCAAUCUCAGCUGAACUCCAAGAGAUUACCGUUGGAGCAGACGCAACCAGGGCGGUUUUGCAAGAGCUGAAACCUGCAACGGAAUACCUGGUGACAGUGAUUGCUCAGUACGCCAACAGCAUUGGAGAGUCUACCUCGGGUAAUGGGAGGACAAAGCCGCUGCCAGGAUCAUUUAACUUCCGUGUGGUCACAGCUGGGCCCUUCACACUGCGUCUGGCGUGGAAACCACCGACCUUCGCUCUGCAAGGAUACCGACUGACCUUCAAGCAGAGAGGAGAUUCAGAUAGCCGGCUGGCAGAGAAGAUCCUGAAUGCGAACACAGCCUCCUUCACCCUGGAGAACCUGGUGCCAGACACCAAGUACAUCGUCACCCUUCAGCCCAUGCACACAGGCAACACAACACUGCCGAUUUCAAUCUCUGGAAAGACAUUGGCUCUGAAACCGGUGCAACAACUGACUGUUCAGAAUGUGACUCCCCAGAGCGCGGAGGUCAGGUGGAGAGGAGCGAGUGGAGCUACAGGCUACCGACUAAAGUGGGGCCCAUCUGCAGGAAGAGAUGUCCUGAUAGUCACGUUCGAUCGAUCUACGGAAUUUUACCAUAUUCAAGGUCUUCUGCCAAACACUGAUUAUACAGUAACCUUAAUACCAUUGUACGGAAGAACAGAGGGACCUCCUGUCAAUACCAGGAUGAAAACAGAAGUGACAGAAAACCUGAAUUUGAGGACGGUGGCGAUUAAUGCGAAUGCCAUACGUUUGACGUGGAACCUCCAGCGUGAUGCCAGCAACUACAGAAUAGAGUGGAGGAAAGCCACAGAGGAACAAUCACAGUCCAAGAAAGUUGUGCUGACUGCCGCCUACAACAACUAUGAUAUCAGCAACUUGUUUCCUGGUACCGAGUACGCCAUCACUCUCUACACUCUGUACAACGACAGAGAGGUGGCAACUCCAGCGACCAUGUCAAAGACAGGGGAUGAAGAAAUAGGUCCGGGCACCGUGACAAAUUUGAGGAUAAUAGAAACAAAUCACAACCGGAUCCGGAUCGGUUGGACAGCAGUGCAAGGAGCAACGGCAUAUAAAAUAACCUGGAGAAACCCAGAUGGUUAUGAGAUCACCAGAGUUGUGUCGGGUGAAACAACCACAUUUGACAUUGACCGCUUGCAACAGGGAGUGGCGUACGUCAUCAAAGUGUCUGCCCUCUCAGGAGGGGGAGAGGGAAGACCCGACAGCAUUGUUGCUCGAGCAGAUGCAACUGUUGGACGGGUUACGGAACUCCGCUCCUUGGACACACAGAGUAAUAUAAUCCGGAUUGCGUGGAGGGGAUUGUCCCAGGCAACAGCGUACAAGAUCAUGUGGAAACGUGCAGACGGAACCGAGGAGAGCAGAAUCCUGAGUGCUUCCGUGAACACGUUUGACCUGGUAGGAUUGCAGUCGAACACCGUGUACGUCAUUGGAGUUUCAGCAAUGGUAGGGAGCAGACUGGGAAAUCCUGCCACCUUCACAGUCAGGACCGCAUUUGUCACAGGAGAGGUGACCGACCUUCAGGUGGUUGAAACGCAGAGCACACGGAUUCAUGUCCGCUGGGUCGGAGUUAUCGGAGCCACGGCGUACAGGGUGACGUGGAUGCGAGCGGACGGUGUCAAGGACAGCAGAUUCCUCAGCAGUGGUACUACCUCUUUCGUCAUCGAAGGCUUGGAGCCCAACAAUGUUUAUGCAAUUGAGAUUUCGCCAUUAGUGGGAUCCAGAGAGGGGAACCCAGUGACGGUGACUACAACAACCAAUUCCAUCGUGGGAGAUGUGACCAAACUGAGAGUGACCAAGAUUCGAAGCAACAUGCUCCAGGUGUCAUGGACUGCAGUCGGCAGGGCUUCGGUGUACAAAAUCACCUGGAAGAAUUCUGAUGGAAUUGAGGAGAGUGAAAUUAUCAGCGGCGAGUUCAAGACAUUCGAAAUCAAGAAGUUGAAGCCUGGGACCGCUUACGCUAUUGGAGUCACACCGGUAACGGGAAGCAGAGAAGGAAUCUCUGUCAAUAUAAUGGCUAGGACCACAUUGUCUGAUGAUGACCUGGUGGCUGGAGUCAGUGACGUCAGGGUGCUUGAAGCUCGCAGUAACGUUCUACGUGUGUCGUGGGUCGGUGUCCGUGGAGCCACGUCCUACAGAAUCAGCUGGAAACGCAGUGAAGGAGGACCUGAGACCAGCAAGGUUGUACCUGGAGAUGUAAGCACCAUUGAUAUUGUGGAUCUUGAAGGUGGAAUUAAUUAUCUCGUAAAAGUUGUUGCGUUGAUUGAAAAUCGAGAAGGACACCCAGUAACGAUCACUGCUACUACUCCUGCAGUUGAGCAUCCACUGGGAGGAGUUGGGAAUCUGCGUACCAUCAGCUUAACGACAAAGCGGAUUCAGAUUGCCUGGAACAGUGUGCCAGGGAGCACGGGAUAUCGAAUCUACUGGAGGCUGGCUGAGGGAGGCCCAGAGAGCAGUAGAGUGGUUGUAGCAAACAUCAACACAUUUGAUAUAUUGAACCUGCAGUCUGGGAGGAGUUACGUCAUUCGAGUCUCCUCAGUUCGAGGUGAUCGUGAAGGAGCUCCCACAACAAUCACUGUCAAAACAGCCCGGGCCGAGGAGGUGCAGGGUUUCCGAGUGACGAGCGUGGACACGAGCAAGGUAACCCUGGGCUGGAUUCUCACUCCAGCAGCAACCAGUUACAUCCUCUCAUGGAGACUUGCCACAGCACAAGAAGAGCAACGGUCCAUCACGCUGCCAGCAACAACUGCUUCCUACCAGAUCACCGACCUGCAAAUUGGGCGAGAGUACGUCUUUACACUGCGGCCCAUGUUUGGCACAGAGUUUGGACCUCAGUCCUCCAUCACUGAGCGUCUUGUGUGCAGCACAGCUCGAGCUGACAUUGUGUUCCUCGUCGAUGGCUCCGAGAGCAUCGGGUAUGAGAAUUUCCAAAAGGUUAAGCAGUUCCUGUACAACGUGGUCUCUCAUCUACCCCACCUUGGGCCUGAUGUAACUCAGGUCUCGGUCGUUCAAUACAGUGAUGACCCAAAGAUUGAAAUCCCACUUGGCAAGGUCACCACCCAACAAGAGCUGCUCCGAACCAUAACAGGACUUCGGUAUCUACUCGGUGGGACUAAAACAGGCAGAGCCAUAGACUUUGUCCUGAAUUACGUGUUUCAGAUCUCUGCUGGGAGACGCCCACAAGUUCCUGCCUUGUUGGUCAUCAUAACAGACGGACGUUCAGAUGACAGAGUCAUGGAGGCCGUAUUGAGAGCGAAGGCCGCAGGCAUCCACCUGUAUGCUGUUGGUGUUGGUGAAGCAGAUAUCGAUGAGCUGCAGAAUAUAGUUCCUGAUGGAAACUCCGAGAACAUCUUCUAUGCUGAAAACUUUGACUUGCUCUCCCGGUUUGAAGGGGCCCUUGCUGAUGUAAUCUGUGUUGCUGCCAGCAAGCCAAAUGGAGGAACAAUAGGCCACUGUCCUACUCGUUGCCAGAAGGGUGAGAGAGGCGAAUCAGGAACAAUUGGAAAAACAGGCAGAAAUGGCAUUGAUGGGCGGAACGGUGAGCCUGGUCAGCCUGGGUUACCGGGAUCCCGAGGUCCGAUGGGACCAGUUGGACCACCGGGCACUAGUGACGGAGGCACUCAUGGGUUGAAGGGUGAGAAAGGGGAUCCGGCAUAUCCAGGGAGAGAUGGGGCACCAGGAUCACCCGGCAGGCCAGGAAACCCAGGCUUACCCGGACCAUCGGGAAAUGCAGGUAUUCCAGGACUGAGAGGAAAUCCAGGGGAGCAUGGGAUUACAGGAAGAAUGGGACCUGUUGGUCCCAAAGGUGAAAGGGGUGAGCCUGGCACUGUGAUUGAUGGCAAUGGAAGAUACCCAGGCAGAAAGGGAGAGCCAGGUCGUCCCGGUGUUCCUGGCUCAUUUGGUCCUCCUGGACUGAGAGGUGAAAGUGGGCAGCCUGGUCGUGUAGGACCACAGGGUCCCAUAGGACCUCCGGGCCCUGAGGGGAGGUCCAUCAAGGGGGAGAAGGGAGAUCCCGCUGAGGGAUUUAAGGGAACAUCAGAGGGUGGAGCAGGUCAGAAAGGGGAGCCUGGUGCAUCGGGGCAUCCUGGUGAGACAGGGAACACAGGGCCAGGAGGGCCACGAGGGAGUGUGGGACAGAAAGGUGACACGGGAAACGCGGGUGAGGGUUUCCCGGGAGCACCUGGCCGCCAAGGAGAACCAGGUGAUCGGGGUCCCAGAGGAUCUCAAGGUGAACAAGGAGAAAAGGGUGACAGAGGCCUGCCAGGUGAAUCUGGUCCACCAGGAUUCCGGGGAGAGACAGGGACUGCUGGAUCACCCGGCCUUAAGGGAGAUCGAGGACAAAUCGGACCACCUGGUGUGCCUGGAUCAGUGGGUUUGCCAGGUCCCAGUGGUCAAAGAGGUGAAAAGGGAAAUGAUGGACAAAGAGGAGAACCAGGACAGACAAUCUCUGGACCAUCAGGACGUAAAGGUGAUCGGGGUGAACAAGGACCCGCAGGAAUUCAGGGGGAAAAAGGAUUGAAGGGACAGAAGUCAGACAAGGGUGAAAAGGGUGAAACCGGGUUUGGCAUCCCUGGGCAACCAGGACCCAACGGUGAUCCAGGCGAUAGAGGUAACAUUGGACUUUCCGGCAGACCUGGAGAAAAGGGGAAUCCUGGAGGACGAGGGGCGAAUGGGGAGUCUGGAAAAACAGGACCGUCUGGAUUGAUCGGACCUCGGGGGAAAGAGGGUGAAAAGGGAAACAAAGGAGAGGACGGAACACCGGGAGAGAGUGGACUGCCAGGCCGCAAUGGAGAGAGAGGACCUCGAGGUUUCUCGGGAUCUGAUGGCAGACUUGGAGAAAAGGGGAGCGGUGGAGAGCCGGGACAACCUGGGAGAGAUGGGAUCAGAGGCCCUGCCGGCUCGAAAGGAGACCAAGGCGAGAAGGGAUCAAUAGGGCAUCCGGGGCUUCCGGGACCUCCAGGAAAAUUGAUCGAUACUGAAACUGGAGUGGCUGGUAGUAAAGGAGACAAGGGAGACGCUGGUAAACCUGGUGAGUCCGGGUCAAGAGGACUACGAGGAGAACCUGGUGUGUCAGGCCUAGCUGGUGAUCGAGGUUCAGAAGGUCAACGAGGCCUCCCAGGACCACAGGGAGAUCAAGGUCAAAGAGGAUUCCCAGGAGAAAAGGGAGAUAGAGGACCACCUGGACAGGAUGGCAGGAAUGGAAUUGACGGGAAGAAUGGUCUCCCAGGAUCUUCUGGGCUAAGGGGUGACCCAGGGAAACAAGGAGAACCUGGCAGAGAUGGGUUGUCCGGCCCAAGAGGCGAGUUAGGACCAUCGGGACCAGCAGGACCUCAGGGCCCACCAGGACAUCCAGGCAAACCAGGAGAUGAUGGGAAACCUGGAGUUCCUGGGAAGAGUGGAGAAGAUGGGACUCCAGGAGAGGAUGGAAGGAAGGGUGAUAAAGGUGACCAAGGAGAAACUCCAAGAGAUGGACGAGAUGGGGCCAAAGGUGAGCGUGGAGGUCCUGGGCUGCAAGGAUUUAUCGGACCUCAAGGAUUGCCGGGUGUAAUUGGACUUCCAGGACCCCCUGGGCAGGGAUUUGAAACAUCGUUACCAAUACCAGGACCGCAAGGGCUUCCAGGAACACCGGGAAUUCCAGGCAUCCCUGGAGCUGCAGGCGUACAUGGCGAGAAAGGAGACAUGGGCUCCAAAGGUCAGAAAGGUUUUGAUGGAAAUCAUGGUGUCCCGGGAACAUCUGCUAAUGUGGAACAAGCUUUGUUGAAAUUUGGUGUAAAGAUUUCGACACUGCAGGAAUUGGAGGAGAAUCGUGGUACGACUGUUCAGGGACUGCCAGGGGAGAAGGGACAUAGGGGGGAGAAAGGAGACACGGGCAAUCGAGGCGUGAAAGGAGACGAGGGAUACAUCGGGAUUCCGGGAGAAAGAGGAUUCAAAGGAGACAAAGGAAGCCAAGGUGUUCCUGGACUUGAGGGGGCACCAGGCCGUGCAGUGUUUGAACGAGGCCCACAGGGUCCUCCAGGACAGUCCGGUGAACCGGGAAAGCCAGGCAUCCAUGGAUUACCAGGCCAGACUGGAGAGAAGGGGAUUCCAGCAGAGCCCGGAGAGAAGGGUAAUAGAGGGGAUAAAGGUGAUCGAGGAGAUUCAGGGCGAGAUGGUCAACCUGGCCCAAGAGGUCCUCCUGGUCCCAGGGGUGACAAGCCAGAACAACCUGACUUUGGACAAACUGGAGAAAGAGGACUUCCAGGACCACAGGGAAUAAAGGGCGACCAUGGACCAACAGGACCAGUUGGACCCAAAGGAGAUAAGGGUGAUGCUGGAGCCAAAGGAGACCGAGGUGAAAGGGGUGAAGCUGCCGAGAAGGGCAGGGAUGGUCUUCCGGGGAAUCCAGGGGAAGCGGGUCUUCCAGGAAUAGAAGGGAAACCAGGACUGCCAGGCUUCCCUGGAGUACUUGGCCGCCCGGGAAACCAAGGAGACUCUGGACCACCAGGCCAACAGGGCUCACCAGGAACACAAGGCCCAGCGGGUGUGCCCGGAGUGAAGGGUAACCAAGGUGACCAGGGUUUGAGUAUUCAGGGGCCGCCUGGUCCUCCUGGUAACAUGGGACUUCCUGGAAACUCUGGUGCUCCCGGAGCUAUGGGUUCUCAAGGAGCCCCAGGCCUGGCAGGCCAAGUGGGAGAACCAGGGAAGCCUGGAAUACCAGGGAGGGAUGGAGUUCCAGGAAAAGAUGGAGAGAAAGGAGUUCAUGGGACGAUGGGCAUUCAGGGAUUCCAGGGUCCCAUGGGACCCAAGGGACAACCAGGAGUAUUCGGACUCCCUGGAGAGUCCAUAAUUGGAAAACCUGGAGUGUCUGGACCUAAAGGAGAAAAGGGAACACCUGGAGAUAUGGUGCUUGGAACCUCUGGACAAAGAGGGAUGAAGGGUGACGAGGGUAUGAAAGGUGACCAAGGUUCAAUGGGCCCAAAAGGAUAUAAGGGUGAACAAGGUGAACCUGGGGAGCCGGGACAGGAUGGUUUAAAAGGCUCAGCUGGACUCAACGGUGAUAAGGGCCUCCCGGGUAUUGGAAUAACUGGUCCUCCCGGGCUGUCUGGUCCUCUAGGUCGUAAGGGAGACCCUGGAUUCCCAGGACCACCAGGACCUCCAGGCCUCCAAGGCCCGAGCGGUCUCACUGGGCAACCAGGCCUACGAGGUGAAACUGGAGUACCCGGCCCACAGGGUCCGGCAGCGGAGAGGGGCUUACCAGGGCUUCCAGGAAGAGAUGGAACAAUGGGUGCACCGGGAUCACCAGGACUGCCAGGACCACAGGGUUUGCCAGGGCUACAGGGUCCACAAGGUGGCAAGGGUGAAAUUGGAAUGGGAACACCUGGAUCGAGAGGAGAAAGGGGAGAUCCAGGACCAAGCGGUGGAGAUGGAAGACCAGGCUUGGCUGGAGAACGUGGACUAUCAGGGACUCCUGGUGGUCGAGGAGAAACUGGAGACAAAGGUGACCGUGGACCGUCUGGAGAGAAAGGAGAGAAGGGUAAUGCAAUCACAGUCGUUGGACCGCCUGGGUUUCGAGGAAUCAAAGGAGAGAUUGGAGACCGUGGUCAGAAAGGAGGUGAAGGAGAAAAGGGAAUAAAAGGAGAAGAAGGACCAAGGGGUGAGAAGGGACCAAAGGGAGAACAAGGUGACAAAGGCUCAGUGGGCUUCCCAGGAGCCAGAGGUCCCGAUGGACAAAAGGGAGAGCAAGGUCAAGCUGGAGAUCUGGGCAAACCGGGAAUACCGGGAAAGAACGGCAUCGAUGGAGCAAAAGGAAACUAUGGUGAUAGAGGAGAAGCGGGAGCUAACGGUUUCAAUGGUGACAAAGGGGUGAAAGGUGCCUGUGGUUUAAAUGGAGACAGAGGAAGUAAGGGCGAUCCCGGAAUUCCUGGGAGAAUCGGAUUCCCUGGCAGAAAAGGAGAUCGGGGUGAUUCUGGAACCACUGGAUUCCCAGGCAUGACAGGGAAAGAAGGUCUCAUUGGACCCAAGGGUGACCGUGGCUUCGAUGGGCUCCAGGGACAGAAAGGGGAGCGAGGAGAGAAAGGCGAGCGGGGUCUUUCUGGUAUCACUGGGCUCCCGGGUAUCCAAGGACCCGAUGGAAUUCCCGGUCCUCCUGGGCCGCUGGGCCCCGUGGGUCCCCGAGGAUCUGAAGGGAUGCAGGGCCAAAAGGGUGAAAGAGGCCCCCCUGGCGAGAGCGUUCCAGGUCCCAGAGGAAUUCCAGGUAUCGAAGGAGAAAGAGGAGAUCCAGGUGAGAUGGGUUCCGAUGGUCCAAAGGGAGAUCAGGGAAAUCCAGGAAUGACGGAGGGCCAGAUUCGCACCUAUGUACGACAGGAAAUGAAUGAACACUGCGCCUGCGGAGGUCCCUCAUCAAAUCCAACAUCCUAUUUUCGUCUACACCCUGUCUUAAAGAUUUCCCAUGAGGAGGACUAUGAUGAUUCUAAUGGGAAGGAACUCAGAGUGGUGGUAAAUGGCAAUGACCCAGAGUAUGAACACUUCUACACCGUAGGAAGCUACGAUGCACCAACAGAAGACUAUGGGCUGGAGCAGUUCCCAAGCUCGGAAAUGAUGCGCGAUAAAGUAGACGCCACAGACCUGCCCAUCCAGGAAAGAUUUAGAAGAGAAGCCUCCGUACAAGACCCUUGCCUGUUUCCCCUGGACGAGGGAAACUGUUCCAGGUACACGCUGCGGUGGUACUACCACAGAAGAAGUGGCCAGUGCCGACCCUUCAUCUAUGGUGGCUGCAACGGCAACACCAAUCGGUUCCACACACCAGAGGACUGCGAGCUCACCUGCAGGAACGAGAAAGAGCCAACUAAGGAGGACGGAACCUGAGUACAACAGGAAGAGGAGUCAGAACGAUUUAAUUUUUAACCUUGAGGACUUGGGGAGAUGGGGCGGGGAAGGGGUGGUUGACUUUUGUAAUUAUUGAGUUUGGCAAUGGUUUUUUACAAAAAGAUGGUGCUAUAUAUUUUCCCAGUUAAAAUGUAGUCUUCAUGAAUAUUUUUUGAACAAACAAAUCAAAUGCUGUUUUAGUGGUCAUACUUGUCACAGUUCAGUGCUGCUUUGUUAAAAGCCAGCAGAUAUCAACACAUAAAUAUCUUGCAGUCAGGUUUACAGUUUGAAGCUUUUGGUGAUAAUGUCUGAUCUCUCAAAGAAAUAAGCACUUCAAAUGUAUGUAUUUUUGUCAGUUGGAAUUCCUGCGCUAACAUUUCAGCAGUAAGGCAUUAGGCAGUCUGGUGGGUUUGAGAGGGAAGAUCAAAGAUUUAGAUCAGAGCAUCUGCCACGAUUGUAAGGCAAAGUGGACUCGUUGGGUCGAAUGGCCUAUUUCUGCUCCUAUGUCUUAUGGUUUAAUUCUGAUAUUAAACCAACCCAAUGAAGCUAGGACUCAUCACAUUCCACUGUACUAUUUUUACCAAAGUGUUCUUGCCUUAGAGUUGGGUAUGUAAAGGAAUAAUUUGGGAAGACUAAAAAAGAAAACUCAGGUAAAGAGUAAACACUAAUACAGUCAUGAUGGGCCAAUUGGACCUUCAUUUGUGGAUUGUCCACUUAUUUUAUACUCAGUCACCUUUACCAUAUUGCGCAGAAUCCCACUGGACUAAUAGUCACAGACAUUCCUUUUCUUCUGGCACAUUAAGGGUUCCAUCUGAUUAGACACCCAACCAUCAUGAAAGGGAACUAAACAUUAGGUAAAGCUUCUAUGAAACCUAUGGGAAGACCUGGAUAUAUUGUGUAAUAAUUAAAAAAUAAUUGUAGAACGUGUAACUUUCAACCACUCCACUGAAACCGUCAAGGGGAAAAAAACACUCAAAUGGUGCUAUUUUAAUCUAAAGAUUUCUGUAUAUCAGCUUUCUACUUAUAUCAUUAUUUAUUGUGCAGGAUGAAAAUGCUUGCAGGAUAUGAAGGAAAUUGCCACCGGAAAGAAUACUGAUUAUUCCACCACACUUUUAACCCAGUUUAUUCCCCCAGGCAUCCAACACCAGUAUUGUUAAAGGAAGACCGACUGCAGAAUUUGGUUCACAAA